AUGCUACGCAGGCCCUUUCUAUUUGAAGAAUUAGCAGCCAACGUUGGCACCAUAGGACUGUAUGACAUAAAUACAGAGAGCUGGAACUCUUACAGAGAUUUCCAUUAUUUGGUUCAAGCCCUUGAAAGUGGAGUUGCAGGUGACAAAAUCACGAUGUCAACUUUUGUUCAAGAGCAGCGUCUUUAUUAUUCUCCCACAAAAGCUACGUGCACCACUUGGGGUUCUGAACAUUUCAAAACUUUUGACAAUUUUAUUUUUGAUUUUGCAUCAACCUGCAACUACAUCUUUGUCAGUGACUGUUCUGGAAACUUAGGAGGCUUCAACAUUCAGAUUCGCAGAGGAAAACAUGGAAAUAUUAAAAGAAUCUAUAUGAAUAUCUGGGGUACUUCAAUCAUAAUUGAGAAUGCAAAUACAAUAGUGAAUGACAAUGGAUUUGUUCAGCUACCGUACAAUUUAAAUGGAGUACAGAUCAAGUCAUUUGGAGGCAGCACAAGACUGGUUGCUAAACAGAAGGGUUUUGAUCUUGUUGUUGUGUGGAAUUUCAUAGACUAUCUAAUGGUUGAACUUGGAGAUGAAUAUAGGAACAAAACAUGUGGCCUUUGUGGGGAUUUCAAUGGGCAUCCUCAGCUAAAUGAGUUUAAGCAAGGAGACAAGGUAUUGUCACCUCAGAAGUUUGCCAAUCAAUAUCAAGUAGAUGAUCCAUCAGAAACGUGUCAUCCUUUGGACGUGACAAAUUUGGAAGAAAGUUAUGUUGAUUAUGUUUCUGAUUGCUCUUGUAUGUUGAAUAAAGUGGCACCUCUCUGUAAAUUGCCGAAGAAAAUUUAUGUUUCAGAAUGUCAACGUGAUUUGUACAAGUGCACUGCCAAAGGUGAUACACAGUGCAGCUGUCAGACUUUAUCUGAAUAUUCCCGACAAUGUUCGAGGUUAUUGCAGCCAGUCACGAACUGGAGAAAUAUCUCUUUCUGCCCACCAAUACCAUGUCCAGGAAACCAGGUAUAUCAGGAAUGUGGUUCUCCAUGCUUAUCUACUUGUUCAAAUCCACAGACCACCUGUGAUAGCUAUGGCACAUAUGGUUGCUUCUGCCCAGAAGGAACUGUUCUUGAUGACAUUGCUACUAAGGACACAUGCAUUCCUUUGAGUCGCUGUCCUUGUGUUCUAAAUGGUCAAGUCUAUGCUCCUGGCGGUUCAGUGAAUUCACCUUGCAAAUCUUGCAAAUGCGUUAUGGGCAAAUGGGACUGCACGAAUCUGCCAUGUCCAGGCCGAUGUUCUAUUGAAGGGGGCUCAUUUGUCACCACGUUUGAUUCAAGACGGUAUAGAUUCCAUGGAGUCUGCACCUACCUGCUUAUCAAAAGUGUUAAGAUGCUCGACUCAGGCACCAUCGAAGCAGUGUUUGAUAAAUGUGGUGUUAGACAUUCAGAAACACAACUGACAGGCAUCAUCUAUGCUACCAAUCAGGGUCUUACGAUCCAAGAUGGUCCAAUUCCUGAACGAUGCAGUGGUGCAUCAGCUCAGGGUACUCUCAAUGAACCCUGUGUAGAAUAUGGUGAGGAUGGGGGCUGGGAGGUGGGCUUUCUUCAACCUGUGCAGAAAGUAGAGAUGCUACUGGGCUUUCUUGGCUAUGGAACUGGUAUUGAGGGACCAGGGCUUUGUGGAAAUUUUGAUGGAAACUCUCAAAAUGAUUUCAAGAGCAGUAUGGGAAUUCAGGAGGGAACGGCUAGCAGUUUUGUGGAUUCCUGGAGAGUUAUUGAACAUUGUCAGUCUGCUCAAGAUAUAGACUCUCACCCAUGUUCACUAAGCCAAUCAAAUAGUGUGUUUGCUGAGUCAUAUUGUUCCAUAUUGAUGAAUAAAUCCAGCAUUUUUGGACAGUGUCAUUGUAGGGUGGAUCCCGCAGAUUAUUAUGAGAGGUGUAAAUUUGAAACUUGCAACUAUGAGAAAAGCCAAGAUUUUAUGUGCAAUUCCCUUGGAGUGUAUGCUCGUGCUUGUGCCAUAAAAGGCCUAAUCUUGAUAAACUGGAGAAAUGAUGUGAACGAAUGCAAAAUUUCUUGCCAUGGACAUCAGGUUUUCAGUUAUGAUUCCAAAGCAUGCAACCGCACUUGCUUUUCAUUAUCUAAUUCAAUAUUCGAAUGCACUGAGAGUGGAGUUCCAGUAGAAGGAUGCAAUUGCCCACCAGAUACUUUUUUGGAUAAUACCAAUACUUGUGUGAAGGCAUCCAGCUGUCCAUGUUUUCUGCGAAAUGGUGCAAUUAUACCUGCUGGCAAAAGUAUCAACAUUUUUGAGCAGCUGUGGUCCUCUGCCAGUGCUGGCAAGAAGGAGCCAUACCGCAGGCCACGAGGGAUGCCAAUAUCAUUGCCCUCUACAAGAACAAGAGCACGAGAAGCAACUGCAACAACUACAGAGGCAUCUUUCUCCUCAACACUGUCAACAAAACCUUUGCUUGGGUCAUCUACUCGCCUGCAGAUAUUGGUAGAACAUGUAUACCCAGAAACACAGUGCAACUUUCGAGUUAAAACGUCAACAGUAGACAUGAUCUUCUCCCUUUGCCAACUGCAGGAGAAGGGCAGCGAACAGAAAAUGUCCCUGUAUGUCGCUUUCAUCGAUCUCACCAAGGCGUUUGACCUGGUCAGCAAAAACUACCUUUUCAAAGUUCUCCUGAAGAUCGACUGUCCACCAAAACUGUUGAGCAUGAUAGAAUCCUUCCACAUGGAGGGGAUUUACAUACGCAGUAGAUCAAACAGCAGGCUCUUCGAUCUGGCCCGCCUCAGAGCCAAGACAGAAGUAUAUAUGUCACUCAUCAGGGAGAUGCUGUUUGCCAAUGAUGCUACAGUUGCAACACACACCCAGCAGGAACUCCAGUCACUGAUUGAUCACUUCUCCCACGCUUGCAAGGACUUCGGGCUGACUACCAUUCUGAAGAAGACGAGCGUCCUGGGACAGGACACAGAGGCACUGCCAGUCAUCACCAUCGAUGACUACGAACUCAAUGUCGUCCACCAGUUUAUGUACCUUGGUUCUGCCAUCACUGACAACCUCUCCUUGGACACAGAGAUCGACAAGAGGAUCGGGAAAGCAGCCUCAACUCUUGCUCACCUUACGACUCGAAUAUGGACAAAUCCCAAGCUGACAGUGAACGCAAAAAUUUCGUAUUUCAUUUUAGUAGCUUUGUUCACAAUAAUAAGGUCAGCACUUAAACCAGAUGUUCUUCUGUUAGAGAUGAAAAUGCUGAAGGUACAAAUAGCAAAGAACAAUACAGCACAGGAUACUCUAAUUAAGCUGACUAAUGGACACUAUCAAAUAACACCACCAAAUACAGCAAGAGGACUCAAAGUGAUCAGUAAUCCACUGUAUCUAAAAUUUGAUUUAAAAAUCAGUUCAAUACUUGAGCUAACUAUUAUAUGGAACAGGAAUAUGAAUGCUUACAUCUCAAUUACUAGACUAUCAGAGUUUGCAGUGUGUGGACUCUGUGGUAAUUACAAUGGAAAUGCAGAUGAUGAAUAUAUAACCCAGAAUAAAUACCUAGUCUCCAAUGUACUGACCUUUGCAAAUUCUUGGAAGGAAGAUCCUACAUGCAGAGAUGUGACUGAAGUUGUAUUUCCAUGUCACAAAAAUCCAUAUCGUUUGGCCAGAGCUGAAAAAAUGUGUGCUAUAAUUAACAAUAAGGUGUUUGAGCCAUGUCACAAAUUGGUCUACAGAAUGCCUUAUUAUGAUAACUGUGUCCGAGAUGCAUGUGGUUGUGAACUAGCUGGGGAUUGCGAGUGUCUCUGUGAUGCUGUUGCAGUCUAUGCCAAAGCAUGUAUAGAUGCUGGGGUCUGUAUUGACUGGAGAACACCUGACUUUUGCCCUGUGUACUGUGACUAUUUCAACUAUCACAAGGGGUAUUCUAUUGUGGAUGAA
This is a messenger RNA of Chiloscyllium plagiosum (whitespotted bambooshark), 3891 nucleotides long. The record is from RefSeq and is a predicted model, not a curated record. Lineage: Eukaryota; Metazoa; Chordata; Chondrichthyes; Orectolobiformes; Hemiscylliidae.